Messenger RNA from Paraglomus occultum, 450 nucleotides. The record is from the annotation of a GenBank genome assembly. NCBI's taxonomy places the organism in Eukaryota, Fungi, Glomeromycota, Glomeromycetes, Paraglomerales, Paraglomeraceae.
CAAGAGAAAAAUUCUUUAGGUGUAGAAGAAUUCUGGAAUAUGGUUUAUAAAAAACGACAUGAAAAUGAAAUCAUUAUUUCAGAGUUGAAUUAUACAAAACGUGCAUUAAAAGAUGCAAACAAUGAAAUGCACCAAGUACAUACUAUAAUGGCUGAUAAAAUGCCAACACAUCUAAAACGCAGGCUAGGAGAUCAAGCUGAGGGCUGUGAAAAUCAAGAUUCAGGAGAGUGUGAUAUUCAAGAAGUAUUUGAGUUGCAUAAUAAUAAAGCUGGACAGGGAUCAGGACCUGAGUUUCAAGAAAAGCAAGUACCAAAAAAAUCCAAAAGACAUAAAGCUAAUGAGAAGAAUGAGAUACCAUCAACUUUACAGAAACUUGUGAUUUUUAAAAAUAUCAUGACGAGAUGUAUGGAAUAUAGUGGUGAUAGUAUCACAAUAUUUACAGGUCAGUAA